Messenger RNA from Eublepharis macularius, 1839 nucleotides. It is a transcript of the gene FEZF2, whose product is annotated as FEZ family zinc finger 2. Gene Ontology annotation, molecular function: RNA polymerase II cis-regulatory region sequence-specific DNA binding; DNA-binding transcription factor activity. Gene Ontology annotation, biological process: regulation of transcription by RNA polymerase II. Bases 1 to 1839 code for a protein of 612 amino acids. The transcript has 5 exons. The record is from RefSeq and is a predicted model, not a curated record. NCBI's taxonomy places the organism in Eukaryota, Metazoa, Chordata, Lepidosauria, Squamata, Eublepharidae.
AUGGGGGCGCGGGGUGCGUUUCUUCAGCGGAGACGGCACUCUGCACGCUCUCAGAGGCACUGUUUCCGGGAGGAUUCCUUUGUCCGGGCCAGGGCUCAGCCGCCACUGGAAAACAAGCCGUUGAACUUUCCCGGGGUGCCCGCCUGCAGCCCUAGACUCAGCGUGUUCCCUGGAGCCUCAUCGCUCCGAGCCGAAUUUCGCUCUGCGGGGCUGGAAGUCAAGCCUAGAUUUUUGGCCGACGUGGCAAGGCCCCUCCCAGCCCUGGGGCCGGAGUUGACCGCGGACUCCCCUCGGGUGCCUGAGCGAGCCGCUCGGUGUGUUCCCUACGCAGCCUGGCAGCUGCCGGUCGGAUGCCCACCGGAGUUGCGAGCAGAGCCGGAGCCGGUUCUAAGCGCCUUUCCCAACCUCUCUAUGUUGUUGCGGUUCUCCCCCUGUGAAUUUUGUUGCUUUUAUGGGCGAGGUCUCGGCUGCUCAUCUCAAGUUUGGGUGUCUUUUCUGCCUCCCGCUCCCUGCCCAGAGAUGGCGUCGCUGGAGACCGUCAUGCCUUCGCCCUGCGUCCGCAGCGGAGCCGCCAACCCGUCCAAGGCGCUGGCCUUCUCCAUCGAGCGGAUCAUGGCCAAGGGCUCGGAGCCCGCCCGGCCCCUCGAGGCCCGGCGCAGCGAGUCGCCCCCCAAGAAGCUGCUGGGCCUGUGCGCUCCCAUCCCCUGCGUGAUCCCCAUCCAGCCGCUGCCGCCGGGCUACGAGGCGCCCUCCAAGGCGCUGCUCAGCUACUCCGAGCUCUGGAAGAGCAGCCUGCGCCACUCGACGGCCGCCUUCUGCAAGGCCAGCUGCGGCGUGUGCUGCAAGGCCGGCGAGCUGCCCCCGCCGCCGCUGCCCGCCGCCCCCGGCCGGGUCAUCAAGCCUCAGGCGCUGCCCGUGCCGCCCGCCGCCGCCGCCGGCCUCUACUACUUCAACUACCUGGAGUCGGCCGCGUACCCCCCGUCGGAGCUCUUCCCAGCCGGCCUGCUGCACUCGCCCGGCCCCGCCGCCGCCGCUCUCUCGGCUCACCAGAAGCUCUUCCUGCUGGAGAACGCCAAGCUGGCCGCCUUGGCCCCGCCGCCGGCCCCGUCGGAGAAGUUCCCCACCGGCGGAGCGCACUACCCGCACAAGGAGCGCCUCCCCGGGCAGCUGGACCAGGUGAUGAAGGAGAACGCGGCGCUGGCCGCCGACAGGAGCGGCCUCAAGGGGCAGCACGCCAAGCUGGGCGCCACGGCGGGCGGCGGGGCCGGGGCCGACGGCAAGCCCAAGAACUUCACCUGCGAAGUGUGCGGCAAGGUGUUCAAUGCCCAUUAUAACCUCACUCGCCACAUGCCGGUUCACACGGGAGCCAGGCCCUUCGUGUGCAAAGUUUGCGGGAAAGGCUUCCGCCAGGCCAGCACCCUCUGUAGACACAAAAUCAUCCACACGCAGGAAAAACCUCACAAGUGUAACCAAUGUGGGAAAGCUUUCAAUAGAAGUUCCACGUUAAACACUCACAUUAGGAUCCAUGCAGGCUACAAACCCUUCGUGUGUGAAUUUUGUGGCAAAGGAUUUCAUCAAAAAGGGAAUUACAAGAACCACAAGCUGACGCACAGCGGCGAGAAGCAGUACAAGUGCACCAUCUGCAACAAAGCCUUCCACCAGAUCUACAACCUGACCUUCCACAUGCACACGCACAACGACAAGAAGCCCUUCACCUGCGGCACCUGCGGCAAGGGCUUCUGCAGGAACUUUGACUUGAAGAAGCACGUGCGGAAGCUGCACGACGCCGCUCUAGCCGCGCCGCAACCCAAAGAGCUCGCGCGGACCGGGCCCAGCUAG